AGCAGGAGCAGCACCAAAAAGAACAACAACAAUCAAAUCGAAGCUAAAAUCCAAAUCGCGUAACUCCAACUGAAAUAACCCCCUUCCUCCCAAUAUUGCAUAUAUAAAAAUCUAUAGAUAUAUAUACAUAUAUAGAUAGAUAUAUCCAUACAAUCCACAUCAACAAUAUGUACAAAACGAUACGUCACGGUGAGAAUAGCCUGCAGUACACAAUAUUGCCGCAAAACGAUGAUUUUCGCAUCGAAGGCAAGCUAACUGGAUCAGCAGCUGCCUGCUCCUCGUCAUCAUCAUCGUCCUCGGCAGCUGCGGCUUGCAAAUCAUCAAAGCGCAGCUCAACGGGUGCGUUGCCACGACGUCGUCGUUCGUUUUUUGCCUAUUUGGGUUUGAUUUUUGUGUGUACCGUUAUUAUUGGAGCAGUGCUAAUACCGUUUCUGGUAUCUGCCGAAUGUUUGCCCAAUCCCACGGAGUGGUUCCUCAAAACAAAGGCAGCCCUAACACAGCACAGUCCACACACGGCCACAGUCCAAGGGGUCAGCGGUAGUCAAAUCCAAACGAACCCAAAUGAAGUGACGCCAUCUUCAUUGUUGUCGGUUGUAUCCGACAACAUGUUGGUUAAGAAUGUGGGAAAAUCUGUGCAAAUAGUCAAUCGAAAUGGUGUUGAACAAUUUGUCCUAAAGUUAAAUAAAAAUUCAACAAUGCAAAACACUGACACCACCGCUAGCCCCAUUACAACAACAGCAAGUACUUCGUCCAGCACUACGACUACCACCACCAGCAGCACCACCACGACUACAACAACAACUCCACUUCCAGCCAUGCAGCAGGAGUCUUCAAUCGUGGGAAUGACACCAGCAACAACAACAGCAGUACCAGGACAACAACAACAACAACAGCGUUUACAACCAAUCUCAACCAUCACUACGCGCAUUAUACAAGUACCCCUAUUAAAAUCGGCAGCCAAGAAGCCCAUUAUGCCACCUGUUUUAGCCAAAACCCAGAGCUUGGCUGUUCAAAAUGAAACGCGAUCACCAUUUGAAUUUGAUCUCUCUCAAAAUAAGAGUAAUGCAGCUUGGAUUAAAACCCACUGGGCCUACAUAGAUCCGUCGACAUAUUUUCAAUGGACGGGCUACAAGGCCGAGGAUAGCGUGCUGUUGCCCGCUUUACUUGGUUUUGCACUCAUUGGCAUGAUUUUAAUUAUAACCGUCUGCCUGGUGGCACGCAAUAAACGCACCAUUGUAUCCUCGGUCCGCAAUCGGAAUCGUAAUGAUAUUGAAGAGCAGGGAGCCGAGGAUAAUGCCACACUGUUAACAACAACCAAUCUGUCCGACGAUGAUUAAUUUAAUUAAUAUUUUAUUAAGCAAAAUUGUGUACAAUGUAUGAAACCAAAAAAAAAAAAACCCAGCAAAUUUUUCUUUUUUGAAAGCUUUUUAAAGUGUGUUUCGUUUUUGUUCUCUUUUUUUUAUGAUUAAACGUAUCGAAAGAAAGAUGCGAGUUUUAAAACCAAAAACCCAUAUUUAUGUAUAUU
Drosophila willistoni is the source of this 1525-nucleotide messenger RNA. RefSeq names its product mucin-2. The record is from RefSeq and is a predicted model, not a curated record. The coding region runs from base 168 to 1337 and encodes 389 amino acids. The transcript has 3 exons. Lineage: Eukaryota; Metazoa; Arthropoda; Insecta; Diptera; Drosophilidae.